AUGGCUACCCGCACUCACUCCAUCGCCCCACCCACCACCGCCGUUACCUUCGGCGCAUACUCGCAAACCAUUCCCCGUGCCAUGACCACCUCUGCUCCAUCCAAACCCACCAAGCUUUCCCACGGUCUGGUCGACGGUAUGCCUCCGGCUCCACCACCUUCGCCGGUCAGCUUUGCCAUUGAUAGCAAUGGCGGGACUAUCCCUCAUAUGGAGAAGAUUGUUCGUUUGAGCCUGGAGUAG
Messenger RNA from Penicillium cataractarum, 240 nucleotides. RefSeq lists its product as uncharacterized. NCBI's taxonomy places the organism in Eukaryota, Fungi, Ascomycota, Eurotiomycetes, Eurotiales, Aspergillaceae. The transcript has a single exon. The coding region runs from base 1 to 240 and encodes 79 amino acids. The record is from RefSeq and is a predicted model, not a curated record.